Molecule: messenger RNA, 362 nt
Organism: Entamoeba invadens IP1
Lineage: Eukaryota; Evosea; Mastigamoebida; Endamoebidae
Exons: 1
Source: RefSeq, a predicted model, not a curated record
CAAACUUGUUUCCUACUACAACGAGAAGAAAAAGUUGGUGUUGCUGCUUACCACCUGCCACGACAAGGAUGAUGUUGUCGCAGUGGAGACCACCGUCUUUUGUGGGGGGCAAGCAACAAGUUGUCCACAAGCCCCAGCCCAUCAUUGAUUACAACCACAAGAUGGGUGGUGUUGAUACCGCCGAUCAGAUGGUCAGGUAUUACAGCUGCAGACGCAAGACCUACAGAUGGAACAUUCGGGUCUUGUACGACAUGAUCGAUACUGCAGCUUUCAAUGGGUACAAGACCUACUCAGCAUUCAAUAAAGGUGAUCGUAUUGAAUACCUGAAUAAGCUUUCAGGGGCUUUGAUGGCUUAUAAUUGA